Molecule: messenger RNA, 276 nt
Organism: Protopolystoma xenopodis
Lineage: Eukaryota; Metazoa; Platyhelminthes; Monogenea; Polystomatidea; Polystomatidae
Source: the annotation of a GenBank genome assembly
AUGACAGAACUCACUGAGGAUGCCGACUACGAUGCCAGCGAAAUGUCUGAGAAGGUACCAAGUCCACUAUCUGAUGCUGGAAAUUAUGCUGACUACGUCGGACAAGGUACAUUCUAUUCAGUCGCCCUGACAACAAGACCAAGUUGUACAAAUGAGGUCAACCCAUUCUCCAAAGUUUUCGUUGUUUAUUCGAGAACGACUUCGCUUCAUAUCCAAAGCCUCCUCACCCUCUUCUUCUUUGUGAUCGCCUUUACUCGGUUUACGGUAGACCCUUGA